UCCACGGUAUCAGGAAGUUAGGUCUCUUUCUUCUCGAUGGCUUCUUCUUCUUCCUCAAUUUCCACAACUUCAUCUCCAAUCAAAAUUGAUCAAUCUUCUCUAUCUCCCUCGUCCAACACUGCUAUUUCUUUGUCUAACAUCAAAUAUUUUAUUCCUAUUGUACUAGACUACACUAAUUACAUGUUAUGGAGGGAACUCUUUUUGCCGGUUUUCAAGGGUCAUGGUGUUUAUGGCUUCAUUGAUGGAAGUUUUCCUUGUCCACCCUCUACCAUUAUUACAGAAGAUGGUAACUCCAUUCUCAAUCCUGCUUUCCAACCAUGGGUUCAACUUGAUUCCAUUGUCUUGUCCCGGAUUCAAGCAACCAUUUAUCAAGAAAUCCUUCAAGCUAUUCUUCGUCCCAAUCAUUCUCUAACUUCUAGAGAAGCUUGGCUUGAAAUUGAGCGUCUAUUCCGUGACCAAGUUAGUUCUCGAACUCUUCAACUCAAGGUUCAAUUUCAUAACCUUAAGAAAGGUGAUCUUUCAAUCAAUGACUAUGUGCAUCGGCUUAAAACAAUUGCAGAUUCUCUGAACUCCGUUGGUAAUCCGAUUUCAGAAACGGAUCUUGUUCUUCAAAGUUUGUCUGGCCUUCCUUCUGAUUACAUGCCAGUUAGUACUUCCAUUUCUACUAGAAUCCCACUCCCAUAUUUUACAGAGACGCGUUCUCUGCUCUUUUUGCAUGAAGCUCAAUUGUCUAAUUUCUCUGCCACUAAUUCUGACUUAUCUGCUACUGCUUUUGUUGCGAAGCAACAUUCUACUCCUCAUGGUCGUGGUCGUGGUAGGAACAACAAUGGGGGUCGGAACUCAAAUGGUGGUCGUGGUAGGGGUCGUAACAAUCCUGGGUUUUAUAAGAAUUUUUCUACCCCUUCUCCAAAUCUCUCUCGUCGCCCUCAAUCCCAUCCAUUCUCGGGCCUGCUCCUUAUUCUUCUUUUCCCUCUCCGCACAUGCAUGCUACUGUCCAAUGUCAAAUUUGUUUUCAAUAUAAUCAUUCAGCUCGUGAAUGUCCAUCUCUUGGUCCUAAAGCAUUUAUCUCUGAUCUUCAAUCAUCUCCAACUCAUUCUUAUGCCAUGCCUAGCGAUGCACACUGGUAUGUUGAUACUGGGGCCUCCUCUCACAUGACCCCAAAUCCUGGUAAUGUAUCCUCGGUUCUCCCUUACAAUGGUACUGAUCGAGUUGUUGUAGGGAAUGGUACUCAACUUCCCAUUUCAUACACUGGUCAUGGAUAUCAAGACCAAGAAAAUUCUUCUACGGUGCAAUAGCCAAGGCCCUCUUUAUUCAUUGUCUUCCUUGUCUUAUGGUGCGGUUCAUCGAGCUUUUGCAGCAGUGCGACGUUCUCCAAAUCUUUGGCAUCAACGAUUAGGCCAUCCAAGCUUUGCCAUUCUUGCUAAAUUAGUUAGAGAAAAUAAAGUUUCUUGUAGUUCUUUCAAACAAUUAGAUUUCUUAUGUAAUGCUUGCCAGCUUGGCAAGCACAAUAAAUUACCUUUUGUGGAAUCUCAAUCAUUCACGAC
Molecule: messenger RNA, 1544 nt
Organism: Nicotiana attenuata
Lineage: Eukaryota; Viridiplantae; Streptophyta; Magnoliopsida; Solanales; Solanaceae
Exons: 2
Coding region: 37-1155 (372 amino acids)
Source: RefSeq, a predicted model, not a curated record